AUGUCUUCUGGCAUAAUCAUCCUCUUUGUGACUGCAGCGACAGUUUUUUUCUACAGCCGUCGACGCGGUCUACUCCCUGGGCCACCUCCAAAGCUCUUUAUUGGAAAUCCCCAUCAACUUCUGCCAAAGAACGAACCUUGGCGGGCGUAUGUCACGUGGGCUAAUAUAUAUGGGCCCAUAUUCUCCUUCCGCGUGCCCAACCGGCAAUUCAUAGUGCUGAGCUCCCUAAAAGCGGCUACUGAAUUGUUCGAUGCACGCGCCACUAUGUACUCUGAUCGUCCAAAAGUGUGGAUGCUAGAACUCGCGAAGCGCAAUCUGAACCCGUUCAGUAUAUCUUACAAUCACCCGUAUUUCAAGGCGUAUCGCACGAUCUUCAAGAACAGUCUGAGUACCCGUGCUAUACAGAACUACCAGUCGGUGCAAAGUGAAGAAUGUCGUGUGCUGCUUGACGGUCUGCACAAGAACCCUGACUGUUUCACCGAUCACAUCGGAAAGAACGCAGCGGCCGUCGUCCUUUAUCUCGCAUACGGCUGGAAGGUCACCGACGAUGACCAUCUCGUUAGUAUGCUGCAAGAAGCCUUUGACUCCACUGCCGUGCUAAUUCGGCCUGGACGCUGGUGGGUCGAGGGGAUGCCAUUAUCAAAGCGGCAGUUAUACUUCGUUUCAGAACAGCUCCUUCCGGAGGUUGGGUCCAUGGUCAGUGCCCAACAAGAAGAUAUCAUUAUGCGGUGCAGUCAGGUGAUUUAUGUAGGGGGAUUGGACACCACAGCAUCAUCCAUGAAGUCCUUUAUUCUGGCGAUGGUGCUUUAUCCCGAGGUGCAGAAGCUUGCACAGGUAGAGAUCGAUGCCGUCGUGGGUCAGGAUCGAUUUCCCACGUUCGAGGACAAAGACAAGCUUCCUUACAUCGGAGCGCUCGCCUUAGAACUCCUCCGCUGGGCACCCGUGACUCCGCAAGGACAGCCACAUGAUUUUUUUGGGGUUCCCGCUCACCCUCAGCAAUGCAGGGACGUCUACGAAGGGUACCACAUUCCCAAGGGUGCGGCCAUCAUUGUGAACUUUGUUUCCAUGUCACGGAAUGAAGAAAUAUACCCCGACCCAUUGGAGUUCAGGCCUGAACGCUUCCUUGGUCCCUCACCCCAAUCGGACCCUCGCAAGUUCAUGUUUGGGUUCGGGCGCCGUAGAUGCCCUGGGUUGCAUCUUGUUGAAGCCUCAUUGUACCUCAAUACUUCUUGUAUCCUGGCUGCGUUCACGAUUGCCAAACCGCUUGAUGAGAGAGGGGAAGAGAUCACACUUCCUCCAGAAUACGAGAACAUUGGUCCAGUCUGGUAA
Suillus subaureus is the source of this 1329-nucleotide messenger RNA. RefSeq names its product cytochrome P450. The transcript has 7 exons. The record is from RefSeq and is a predicted model, not a curated record. NCBI's taxonomy places the organism in Eukaryota, Fungi, Basidiomycota, Agaricomycetes, Boletales, Suillaceae. Bases 1 to 1329 code for a protein of 442 amino acids. Gene Ontology annotation, molecular function: monooxygenase activity; heme binding; iron ion binding.